AGAGAGUCCAUGGCCACCUGGGGUGGUCGCCAGACAAAGAGUCUGGCGCACAAGGUACAGUCAGAGUUGGCACGCCUCUGAGCCAGGGGAAUCACGGCUUACAUCUUCCCUGAUGGUGUUUCAAGAAGCCGCUAGUUGGGUUGACCACAUCCAUCUCUUGGAGGUCAGACCCGAGGUUGAAAACUAGACAAAAGAUCGCCUGGUUCCAGCAGAAGGGUUCGUGGCCUAGGAUGGCACAAUCCAAGGCCUCAGACCAGUGUCUUAGAAGCCGGAGGAGCGACGGGCACCCAGCAUAGAGCCCCUGUGAGUUUCUAUGGGACCCUGAGGCUCAGAGACCACCCACAUAAGACAAGUGCCACUCAGAAACCAUGGAGAUGGCAGUGAUCGGAAUGGUGGCAGUGCUCUUUGUUGUCACCGUGGCCAUCACCUGCGUCCUCUGCUACUUCAGCUACGACCCGAAGACCCAAGACCCAGAGAGAGGGCCCAGGAGCAGCUUCACCGUGGCCACUUUUCACCGGGAAGCCUCGCUCUUCACAGGGCGUGGUCUCCAAGUCCGGCCCCUGCCGAGAGCCCAGAACUUUUCUGGUCUGUCUUGUGAGGCUGGCGGCCCCUAA
This is a messenger RNA of Microtus ochrogaster (prairie vole), 614 nucleotides long. RefSeq names its product small regulatory polypeptide of amino acid response (gene Spaar). The record is from RefSeq and is a predicted model, not a curated record. NCBI's taxonomy places the organism in Eukaryota, Metazoa, Chordata, Mammalia, Rodentia, Cricetidae.